AUGGCACCAAGCUUAGCCGACUUUGGACAUGACCUUGCUUCCGGUGAAUGGUACGUACUUAAGGGGGCUGUCGAGAGGAACUUCGGUGGGACCACCGAGUGGAGGUUCAACCCCCUGAUGGCCGCAAGAAGUGGGCAGUUGGAGUUGGCGUUCGCGCCAAGGCCAUUGAUGAUUACCGGAUCUGGCGCGUUGAAAUCGGUCAAAAGUGUUGUCGAUUCGGAGCGGCGAGUUAUAGAUUCGUGCUUGCCUGUUGAUGUGACAGUGAUUGUGAAACCACACGACAUGCCUGGCGAGAUGAGUGAAUCAUUUUUUCCCGGGACAAAGGUUGUUUUUUCGGGUGUUCAUGUUGGCGGAACGGGUGAAGGCGGCCUGGUCGCGGAGUUGUGA
This is a messenger RNA of Puccinia triticina, 387 nucleotides long. RefSeq lists its product as uncharacterized. The transcript is spliced from 3 exons. Lineage: Eukaryota; Fungi; Basidiomycota; Pucciniomycetes; Pucciniales; Pucciniaceae. The record is from RefSeq and is a predicted model, not a curated record. Bases 1 to 387 code for a protein of 128 amino acids.